Daucus carota subsp. sativus is the source of this 735-nucleotide messenger RNA. RefSeq names its product probable calcium-binding protein CML20. The record is from RefSeq and is a predicted model, not a curated record. The transcript has 7 exons. The coding region runs from base 105 to 614 and encodes 169 amino acids. Lineage: Eukaryota; Viridiplantae; Streptophyta; Magnoliopsida; Apiales; Apiaceae. Gene Ontology annotation, molecular function: calcium ion binding. Gene Ontology annotation, biological process: mitotic cell cycle; centriole replication. Gene Ontology annotation, cellular component: centrosome; centriole.
AUUUUGGCCCAAUAUAGAGCAAAUUUAUGUUUUGAAAUUAGAUCAAUCAAAGCAAUUACAAGAAGACUCUCAAGAACAUCCUCUCAAGGAGCAUAUAAUAUAGCAUGGCAAACCUGUCUAGAGGAGUAUCUAGGAAAGAUAAGCCCAGAGGACGCCAUCAUGGGCUAAGUCAGCAGAAAAAGCAAGAGAUCAAAGAAGCUUUUGAGCUAUUUGAUACUGAUGGCUCUGGUACCAUUGAUGCCAAAGAGCUGAAUGUUGCAAUGAGGGCACUAGGUUUUGAAAUGACUGAAGAGCAAAUUACCCAAAUGAUUGCUGAUGUAGACAAGGAUGGCAGUGGUGCAAUUGAUUUUGAUGAAUUUGUGCACAUGAUGACUGCAAAAAUGGGCGAGAGGGAUUCUAAAGAGGAGCUGACAAAAGCAUUCCAAAUCAUUGACCAAGAUAAAAACGGAAGGAUCUCAGUUGCAGACAUUCAGCGCAUUGCCAAGGAGUUGGGUGAAGCUUUUACAGAGAGAGAAAUUCAUGAAAUGAUUGAGGAGGCAGAUCGUGACCGUGAUGGAGAAGUAAGUUUUGAUGAGUUCAUGAGGAUGAUGAGAAGGACUUCGUAUGGAUAUUAAACUUAAUUAUGUAAUAUAGCAUGUACACAUUUGAGGUGAUGCUGAUGACUUGUGACCUGACACGAAAUAUUUGCAAUUUUAACUUCAGCUUGUUUAAUUUAUAGUACAUUUUUUAUAUGUA